This is a messenger RNA of Thalassophryne amazonica, 2609 nucleotides long. RefSeq names its product palmitoyl-protein thioesterase 2b (gene ppt2b). NCBI's taxonomy places the organism in Eukaryota, Metazoa, Chordata, Actinopteri, Batrachoidiformes, Batrachoididae. The transcript has 8 exons. Gene Ontology annotation, cellular component: lysosome. Bases 253 to 1155 code for a protein of 300 amino acids. The record is from RefSeq and is a predicted model, not a curated record. Gene Ontology annotation, molecular function: thiolester hydrolase activity.
ACAAAACAAGCGCAGCUGAUGGAGCUGCUUUUGAGUUUUUUUUUUUUUUUAUGUUGCUGCGCAAAUAAAUGAGAUGUAAAAGUGGAUUAUUGACGUGACGCUGCUGGUUAAAAUUUGCCUUGGGGAUUGAGGAGGGGAAUGUGGGCUCAGGGACGAGACCGUAACAUGACACAGUUUCAUGUUUCUAAGCUUUAAUAUCGCGGAACUUUGGAGCUUUAGUUGAGGAGUUUUUUUUUUUUGUUCGUGGCUGUUAUGAGCGGCUGGAAGAUGUGGAGCCAGAGGAGGAUCAGCGGGGCGCGCGGGCUGCUGUGUCCGCUGCUCGGUGCGUGUCUGUGGGCUGCAGGGAUCGCGUACAAGCCGGUGAUCAUCGUGCAUGGAUUAUUCGACAGCUCAGGAGAUUUUAAACAUUUACAGUACUUCAUCAACGAGUCUCAUCCUGGAACCAACGUGACAGUCAUUGACUUGUUUGACAGAGGUGCCAGCCUGCAGCCGCUGUGGAAGCAGGUGGAAGGUUUUAAGGCCGCCAUUUACCCCAUAAUGCAAAACGCUGUCAAUGGAGUCCACUUUAUCUGCUACUCUCAAGGUGGGCUAGUUUGCAGAGGAAUUCUCUCCACGCUCUCUGACCACAACGUCCACUCUUUCAUUUCUUUGUCUGCGCCACAGGCCGGGCAGUACGGAGACACAGACUACCUGAAGUACCUCUUCCCUAAUUUUGUGAAGUCCAACCUCUACCAUGUGUGUUACACUGCAUUUGGCCAGAGAAUCUCCAUCUGCAACUACUGGAACGACCCCCACCACAGAGACCUGUAUGUGAACAGCAGUGACUAUUUGGCUCUGCUCAACGGCGAGAGGCCUGAUCCAAAUUCAACAGAUUGGAAGACAAACUUCCUCAAGAUCAAAAAGUUGGUUUUGAUUGGAGGACCAGACGACGGUGUCAUCACUCCCUGGCAGUCAAGUCAGUUUGGAUUUUAUGACGAUAACGAGACUGUUGUUGAGAUGCCGUACCAAGAUUUGUUCCUGAGAGACGUUUUUGGGCUGAAGACCCUGGUAGCUCGUGAGGACUUGAUCCUUUGUACCGUCGCUGGUGUGGCACACGUCUGGUGGCACUCUAAUGAGACUGUGUUUCACACGUGCAUAGAAAAAUGGCUGGUGUAGCGCAAACAGUGCAGACACAAACGUCAAUGGCUCCACAGUUCAGUAGGAUCCAAGUAUAAAACUUUACAGCUGAUGUAAAGUUUACUUGUCGCCAUGUGUAGGUCUGCUCUUACAGACGUUGUCAGCAGGCGGUGUUUUGUAAUAGGAUUUUCAGGCCCCAUGAGGCAAUCAAGCAGCGCUGCCACAUUUUGAAGUCUAUUAUUUAUAUUUAUUUAUUUUUAAAUUUUAUGUAGUUAUCUCUGUCACUUAUACUCAUUUUAACCACUUGGUUUCGAACAGAAGCUAUUUUUACUGCUAACAGACUGAUCCAACAUGUCACAGUCUAUGUGCUGGAGAAAACUUCUUUAGAAUUCAUACUACAAAGUAGCGAUCAGAAGAGUUAGACAUUAAAUGUUUGAACACUGCAGUAGGCAGAGGUAAAGAUUUCUUUUUUUUCUGAAAAUGUGCAACCCGCAUACACAGAAUUUUUGUGUAUGUUUGUGUGGUUGCGCGUAUUAUGGAUGUAUAUCGCACAACACGACAGUGCCUGAGUGAUGCUCCGUCAUCUUGUCUAUAUGUACAGCCGUACUGCUCAUCUGAAGACAAUUAUUUAUAUCUUUUUAAAUAUUCCCUUUUAAACUAUCAUAUUUCUAUUUUCCUAAAUUAUAUGUGCUAUAAAUGUUUAUUAUUAUGCAGCACAUCUGCAUGCUGCAGCUGUAAUCGUCUUAGCCUUAAAUUUAGACCAUUACCCAUCAUGCCUCAGUGUUCCAUUCUGAAGUGCUGUGUUUUAAAAACUGAGAUAAAAGGGGGCUGGAAACAGAAAGUGACAGUGAUAUGUUAACAUUUAUCUGUCCAUCAACUAUUUCAGCAGCUCUGUUGUCUUUCAGUGUCAGAAAAGGGAUUAAUUUAACUGUUUGAGAUAUAGUGAGCUAGUUCAGGUUUGUGUAAGCAAUAAGCUAAAAGCAACAAGGCAUCCAGAUGAUUGCUGUGCCUCUCUGGCCCAGCUACAUUUUAUUUUAACUUUGCAAGACAUUUGAGGUCUGACACAUUUGUAGUCCCAGAAAAAUAGAAGUCUAUGCAGAAAACAAUGUUUCAUUGCUUCAUCUACUGCUUGAGAUGGGGUUAAUAAUGUAUUUUAAGUGAACUCUGAUUUAACCUUAGACUUAAAUGACCUGUGUUGCAAGAGUAAGGUCAACAUAGUUCAUCAAGUUUAAUUGAAAUUGCUCUGUGCAUUUUGAAGAUCUUGUCAUGGACAGACACGUAGAUAAAUGGCCAUUACAGUAGUCUCUCUGUUUUACAGCAUAAAUAAUAUUAUCAUCUUAUACAUCUCCAAAGUAAAAAGAUAUAUAAGACAACCUGAUUUUAAAAUCUGGUGAAUUUUGAUCCACCAGAUUAAAAAAACAAAACAAACAAAAAAAAAACAACAAGAAACUUUGUUUUGCUUAUUUAAAAUUCCACAGACAUAUUUGCCAUCU